Messenger RNA from Drosophila subobscura, 2270 nucleotides. RefSeq names its product homeotic protein bicoid. The record is from RefSeq and is a predicted model, not a curated record. Gene Ontology annotation, biological process: regulation of transcription by RNA polymerase II. Gene Ontology annotation, cellular component: nucleus. Gene Ontology annotation, molecular function: DNA-binding transcription factor activity, RNA polymerase II-specific; RNA polymerase II cis-regulatory region sequence-specific DNA binding. NCBI's taxonomy places the organism in Eukaryota, Metazoa, Arthropoda, Insecta, Diptera, Drosophilidae. The transcript is spliced from 4 exons. Bases 223 to 1830 code for a protein of 535 amino acids.
UGUAAAUAUGUAUGUAUGCGUGUGUGCGCAUGUAAAUGGAUCACAAAAUGCUGGAAAGAUAAGUUUGCGAGAGCGUCUCGAACGUAACCGGUUACCCCAACGAAUUAGGAAUUAUUUAUACCAUUUUCCCGUUCCCAAUUUCAAUUGGAAACGACCUUAAAACGAGUGCAAAAGUGCUGCAAGCGAGGUGCAGGAGGAGGAGGAGGAGGAGUUGUGGGGAAAAUGGCGCAACCGCCGCCAGAUCAAAAUUUUUAUCAUCACCCGCUGCCGCACACACACACACACCCGUCGCACCACCCCCACCCGCAUCCCCACCAUCCACAUCAACAUCCGCAGCUUCAAUUGCCGCCACAAUUUCGGAAUCCCUUCGAUUUGCUUUUCGAUGAGCGAACGGGUGCCAUUAACUACAAUUACAUACGUCCCUAUCUGCCCAACCAAAUGCCCAAGCCAGAGGAGUUGCCUGAUUCCCUGGUGAUGCGACGCCCACGACGCACUCGCACUACGUUCACCAGCAGCCAGAUAGCCGAGUUGGAGCAGCAUUUCCUGCAGGGACGCUACCUCACGGCCCCGCGACUGGCCGAUCUGUCGGCCAAGCUGGCAUUGGGCACGGCCCAGGUGAAGAUCUGGUUCAAGAAUCGUCGUCGUCGCCACAAAAUACAAUCGGAUCAGCACAAGGAUCAGUCGUACGAUGGCAUGCCGCUGUCGCCGGGCCUCAAGCCAAGCGAGGGAGAUCCGCCGAGUCUGCAGAAUCUCACAUUGGGUGGAGGGGCCACACCGAAUGCCUUGACGCCCUCGCCCACACCUUCGGCAACGACCGCGCACCUGGUGGAGCACUAUGGUGAGACAUUCAAUGCCUACUACAACUACAAUCAUGGCCAUGGCCAGGCGCAGGGCCAGCGCCAUGUGGGCCACGUCCACGGGCAGUAUUCGGCGCCACCAGGAGGCCAGAAUGGAGCACAGUUCUUUCAGGCACAACAGCAGCAGCUCCAUCAGCAGCAACAGCAGCAGCAGCAGCCACCACACCAUCACCAGAAUCAGCAGCAGCAACAGCAGCAGCACCUGCACCAUCAACUGCCGCACACAAACCACGUGCCACAUCAAAUGCAGGCGCAGCAACAUCAGCAGCAACAGGAGCAGCAGCUGUAUCAUCACUUUGAUUUCCAGCAGAAAACGGCCAGCGCCUGUCGAAUGGUCAAGGACGAACCGGAGGCCGACUACAACUUUAACAGCUCGUAUUAUAUGCGCUCGGCUCUGUCUGGGGUUGGUGUCGCCGCCGCUGCUGCUGCUGCUGUUGCUGCAGCCACACCCGGAACAGCAUCGUCGGUCCUUGCGGCGGAGGUGGCGGCGGCAGCGGCGGCGGGUCAGGUGACGUCUGCACUGUCGCCCGGCUCCGAGGUCUAUGAGCCAUUAACACCCAAAAAUGACGAGAGUCCCAGUCUAUGUGGCAUUGGCGGCCCCUGCGCCACGGCUGUCGGCGACACGGACAUUGCCGACGACAUGGACGAUGGAACGACCCACAAGAAGACGACGACGACGCUACAGAACCUGGAGCCGCUGAAGAGCCAUACGGUUGUUGGUCUAGACAAAAGCUGUGACGAUGGCAGCAGCGAUGAUAUGAGCACUGGCAUGCGGGUGCUGUCGGGUCGCGGAGCCUUUGCCAAAUUUGGCAAGCCAUCGGCCGCCCAGGCCCAGCCACAACCACCGCCCCCGCCAUUGGGGAUGAUGCAUGACACGAACCAAUAUCAAUGUACGAUGGAUACGAUAAUGCAAGCGUAUAAUCCGCAUCGUAAUGCCGGAGGCAACACACAAUUUGCCUACUGCUUCAACUAGUAGCAGCCUAGCCGGGGGAGGUUUAGACUAGAACUUAGGCCUAAGCGAUAAACAAUAUCUUUUGUUUCCUGAUUGUACAAAUACCAUUUGAUUGUAGAUAUCUGCGCGUAGUUAUGUGUAAGCCUCAAUUGUAAAUUUGUUCUUAGUCUUUUUAUGUACUAGCCUAGUCAGCAGGCGGCAGAUUUUAAUCAUACUUCAAGUGAUAUUCGCUCUAACCUCUCUGCUCUAUCGACAACUUUCUCUGCCAUGCGUUCGUUGCUUCGUUUGUUUUUGGUUGGUCAUUCCCCCAAAAGCCCAGGAAUUGCCUGCUAAAAUCAAUCGAGGUGUUUUAUGGGCUUGAACGCAUGCCGGAGAAAGUUAUUUUCCCCUCAUUUUAAGCAAAGGAAUCCCCUGGCUCUGAUACAAAUUUGUCAUAGCUAAAACCUGUCCUAAUCGAAAUG